AUGGCGCCGAGGAAGCGCGCUCGGGCUAGCACCCAAACUGUUGCGACACCAACUCCUGCGCGAGAUGACGAUGCAAUGGACGUUGACACUCCCCAGACUGGUGAUAAUGAAGGUUCUAGCGAUACAAAAGAGCAACAGCCAGACAACAACUACAAUGAUCUUUGGACGGAUGAUCAAGUGGCUUCAUUAUUCAAGGGUGUCAUUCGCUGGAAACCAGCUGGCAUGCACAAGCACUUUCGAAUGAUAGCAAUUUCGGAGCACUUGCGAAACCAUGGUAUCGACCCUGAUUUUUACCAGCACACGCGCAUUCCGUACAUUUGGCAAAAGCUCCGAACAUACUACAAUCUUGAGGUGAUCGAUGAAAGAGAGAACUUCGACGAUGACGAGGUCGAAUACAACGAAUUUUGUUUGCCAAGACCGGAAUUCUAUGAAGCCAUGAUGGCCAGAGCCGUGGCCGACGUCAGCGACGCUCCAACAUCACCACCCCAGCUCGAACUUUCUCCGGCACCUUCACCAGCCAAGAAGCGCAAGCGAGGUGAUACGAAAACGAGAGGCACAUCGGUAGAAGAUACGGAGGACGGUACAGACGCCCAAUCACCAGCACCCAAGUCCAAACGAGGCGCUCCGCGACAAAAGAAGAAAGCGACCCCAGCAAAGACUGAGACGCAAGAAAAGGCCGAGACCACAGAAGAGGAAGAAGAGGACGAGGAAGAGGAAGAGGAAGAAGAAGAGGGGAGCGAAGAGGAAGGCAGCGGAAGCUCUUCUAGCGAGGAAGAAGAAAGUGCUGAAGAGAGCGAAACACAAGUAUCAAAGUCUACACGAGGUGCCAAGAAGGGCCAGAAGGCGAAGACUACUAAAGCAAAGGCAAGACCGAAGAGGAGACGUUAA
Messenger RNA from Fusarium musae, 888 nucleotides. RefSeq lists its product as uncharacterized. NCBI's taxonomy places the organism in Eukaryota, Fungi, Ascomycota, Sordariomycetes, Hypocreales, Nectriaceae. Gene Ontology annotation, biological process: regulation of transcription by RNA polymerase II. Bases 1 to 888 code for a protein of 295 amino acids. The transcript is spliced from 2 exons. The record is from RefSeq and is a predicted model, not a curated record. Gene Ontology annotation, cellular component: nucleus; NuA4 histone acetyltransferase complex.